Messenger RNA from Erigeron canadensis, 965 nucleotides. Its product is annotated as meiotic nuclear division protein 1 homolog. The coding region runs from base 144 to 803 and encodes 219 amino acids. Gene Ontology annotation, cellular component: nucleus. Lineage: Eukaryota; Viridiplantae; Streptophyta; Magnoliopsida; Asterales; Asteraceae. The transcript is spliced from 10 exons. Gene Ontology annotation, biological process: reciprocal meiotic recombination. Gene Ontology annotation, molecular function: double-stranded DNA binding. The record is from RefSeq and is a predicted model, not a curated record.
AGCAAUUUGGGGGAAAAAAAGAGUUGGAUAUUCGUGCAUUCACACAUUACUGGACACAAAAAAUUUCACUUCACACAUAUCACUCGCUCUCUCUCACCUACUACAGUUCAUUUUUCCCCGCAGCUGAAACAUCUAAAUUCACCAUGUCGAAGAAAAGAGGUUUGUCAUUGGAAGAGAAACGGGAGAAGAUGCUUCAAAUCUUUUACGACUCUCAAGAUUUUUACCUUCUUAAGGAACUUGAAAAGUUGGGUCCCAAAAAAGGCGUCAUUAGCCAAUCUGUCAAAGAUGUUGUCCAAAGUCUAGUGGAUGAUGACUUAGUCUCAAAAGACAAGAUUGGAACCUCGGUUUACUUUUGGAGUCUUCCUAGCUGUGCUGGGAAUCAGCUGAGAAAUGUUACGAAGAAACUUGAGUCAGAGCUUCAAAGCAGCAAGAAGCGGCAUGUAGAGCUUGUGGAACAAUGUGAUUCCCUAAAGAAGGGCAGAGAGGAUUCGGAUGCACGAGAAGAGGCAAUGAGUGAGCUUAAAGCAAUUGAACAAAAGUAUAGUGAUCUGAAAAAAGAAAUGGGACAAUAUGCAGACAAUGAUCCAGCUACAUUCGAAGCAAUGAAGGAAGCAAUAAAAGUUGCCUAUGAAGCAGCGAACAGAUGGACAGAUAAUAUAUUUACAUUGCGGCAGUGGUGUUCAAACAAUUUUCCUCAGGCCAAAGAACAGCUUGAACACUUGUACAAUGAGGUAGGGAUAACUGAUGAUUUUGACUAUAUAGAGUUACCAGCAGUAGUGCCUGUCAAGCAAGAUAAUGAAUAGGUACUGGAAGCCACAGCUUCUCUCGUUCUCUAAUUUCAUUUCUGCAGUAUCUUUACAUAACUGGUAGCCCAUAACGACAUAAAUUGUUAUUAUAUUACACAUGCAUAUGCACAUUUGAAUCCAAUAUUUCUAAAUCUAGUCUCCAGACACUUUUUGGCCUUA